Chelonia mydas (Green sea turtle) is the source of this 3035-nucleotide messenger RNA. It is a transcript of the gene SLC46A1, whose product is annotated as solute carrier family 46 member 1. Gene Ontology annotation, cellular component: plasma membrane. Gene Ontology annotation, molecular function: transmembrane transporter activity. The record is from RefSeq and is a predicted model, not a curated record. Gene Ontology annotation, biological process: transmembrane transport. Bases 1 to 1569 code for a protein of 522 amino acids. The transcript is spliced from 5 exons. NCBI's taxonomy places the organism in Eukaryota, Metazoa, Chordata, Testudines, Cheloniidae.
AUGGCGGCCGUCCCGGGCUCUGCGCCGGCCGGCAGGGGCGGCUCCGGCCGCCGGGCGUGCGGGGCCUGGGGGGGAGGCGUCUGGCAGCCGCGGCCCCGGCCCUCCGCCGUCCGCGCCGGGCGGGGCCUGCCUCCCCUGCGCCUCCUGCCUCUGCGGGCGGCGCGCCGCGCUCCGCCGGCCCCCGCCAUGGCCGACAGCCCGGGCCCCGCGGGCGGCGAGCGGCCGCGCUGCCGCCGGGCCGCCCCCGCCGUGGAGCCGGUUCUCUUUCUGGGCACCGUGGCGCUGGGCCUGCAGGCCCCGCUCUGCACCCAGUACCUGUGGGACCGGCUCGGGGCCGAGCUCGGCUACAACGGCUCCGCGGCCAGCGGCGCGCCCGCCUGCGGCAACGCGAGCGGCGCGGGGGACCCCGGGCAGCAGGAAGUGGAGACCUUGGCCUCCCACUGGAACCUCUACAUCAACCUGGCAGGCUUCUUUGUGGGUCUCUUCUCCGUGACUCUCUUUGGACCAUGGAGUGACAGCGUGGGUCGGCGUCCCACGCUCAUCCUGCCUGCUGUGGGCAUGGCCUUGCAGGCUGCCAUCUAUCUCCUUGUCAUGUACUUGAGGCUGCAUGUUGGCUACUUCCUGCUUGGGCGCGUUCUCUGUGGCCUCUUGGGGGACUACAGCCUGAUCCUGGCCAGCUGCUUCGCCUACGUGGCGGACACCAGCGACCAGCGUUCCCGUACGUUCCGUGUAGCCAUCCUGGAGGCGUGCCUUGGCGUGGCAGGCAUGCUGGCCAGCAUCAUUGGAGGGCAGUGGCGCAAAGCUCAGGGCUACAUCAAUCCCUUCUGGCUCGUGUUUGCUGUCAGUCUUGCCACUGCCCUCUAUGCUGCUCUUUGUCUCCAGGAAUCGGUGAAGGAGAGGAAACCCACCAAGCUGUUCACCCUCAGUCACUACGUGUCUGUGUACAGGCUGUACGUAGCCCCAGGGUACCAGAGAUCCAGGCAGAAGCUCGCUCUCUACUCUCUGACUUUCUUUCUCAUUGUCACCAUCCACUUUGGAGCCAGGGACAUCUUUGUCCUAUACGAACUCAGCUCCCCUCUCUGCUGGGGCUCUGAUCUGAUUGGCUAUGGCUCAGCGGCUAGCUACCUGACUUACCUGAGCAGCCUGGCAGGGCUGCGGGCACUGCAGCUGUGCCUUGAAGACACCUGGGUAGCAGAGUUAGGAUUGCUCUCCAACAUCUCGGGCCUGGUUGUGAUUUCACUUGCUUCCACGACACCACUGAUGUUCACAGGUUAUGGAAUCCUGUUUCUUUCAAUGGCAGCCACUCCAGUGAUCCGGGCAAAGCUGUCCAAACUAGUGGAUGAGAAAGAUCAGGGUGCUCUUUUUGCCUCUGUUGCCUGCGUGGAAGGUCUCUGCUCACUUAUGGCCACAGGAGUGUUCAACUCUCUCUACCCUGCAAGCCUGCACUUCAUGAAGGGAUUCCCCUUUCUCUUUGGGGCAAUAAUUCUGCUUGUUCCAGCCGCUCUUAUUGGGUGGAUAGAAAUCUCAGACACGACACCCGAAUAUGGUCACUUUACGGAUGCUUCCUGAUCCCUCACACAAGUCUAAGCACUGAUUCACCAAAAGAAAAUUAUUUGUGUGGCUGAGCAAGCCGGUCGGAAAGCUGCUGCUUAUUCUGCUGGGAAGAUCUGACCAAUGAGCGUGCAAAAUCUCUAAGGUUCUUGCUUAUUUAAAGUUCCAAGUAGCUGGAAAUCAUGGCUUUAAUCAGCCAGUAAAAACAUGAUCCUGCCAGCAGGGUUAGCUCCUCAUGGUCCUGCUGGCUCAGCCUGUCUGGGAAAACACAAGCAAUUUUAAAAGUAAAGGAGUAGAAAGAGAUGCUGCUGAUGCCCAUUUGCAGGUGACAGAGGAGUGAGAACUAAUAGGCCAGGCUGGGUGGUCCAUGGGGGAAUGUGCUCUCCUGCUGAGGGGUUGGGGGCAAUGCCAGGGCGCAAAUUCCCCUCUGAACAGAGGGCACUCUACCCUGUUGAGUGGCCAAUAAGCCAUUAGUGUGGAAAAAGAAACUCAUGACCAAACUCACCUCUCCCUCCCGGAAGAGAUGGCACUUGAAGAGCAGAACGGAAGUAGAGGAAGCCCAGCACUGGCUGAAUAGAUUGUAGAGGGAGAGAGGCAGGCCCGGGCCCCCGUCUGCACCCAAACUCCUUGGGUUUUUUGGUUUUUAAUGUGUCAUGUGGACAUCACUAGGUUGGACUUGUUCUGCACGUUACUGCUCAGGCCAGGCUCUUGUAGCAAGCUGAGAGUGAGAAAUAAGUCUUCCCAGGAGUGUGUGUGAGCCUGGAGGGACAUUCUCCCUUUCUGCCUGUUUAGCUGCAGAGCCCAUUCAUGGAAGCACUAAUGGCAGUGCACACAAGUCCCGUGGAGCUCGGCUGUUCGCAGCUGGCAGAUGGGUGUUAGCAUCAGCCGCAGUGCAGUGUGUGCCACAGAGGAGAAGCUGAUGGGGGAAGUGCCAAGGCACGUAACACUCUGCCCUUCUCCUAGUGCCCUACAGCCCAGGAUUUCAAAGUUCUUUGCAAAGGUGGGCAGAGCAGGUUGGAAGCCUGAGGAAGAUGGGUUAAAGCUAAACCUGUCCCCGCAUCCAUAACUGUGGGCACCUAAAUUCUAUAACUGUGGAUUAAGUGACUUCCUAAGGCCACAAAGUAAGCAAAUGGCAGAACCAGGAUCAAUCUCAUCCUAUCACUAGGCUGAGCUGGAUGAGGGAGCAGGGCAGGGGGCUGUAUUUGCAGGGGGAAAUCAUAUAUUCUGUGGGACGUAAUCUGUCAGCAAGCGGACUGCUGCUCCGCUUCCCAGACGGUGGUAGGUGCCAUCAUGUUUUCACACUGUCACUUGCUCAGCUAUCCCCUGCCGAGGUAGUAACACCUCUCCCCAAUCCACGGUGUGCAAAGCCUUCACAGCUAUUCUUCUAACAGCUGUUAAACUUGUUUCCCCUUCAUCGGAUGCAUACUAUGAAGUGAGCUGUAGCUCACGAAAGCUUAUGCUCAAAUAAAUUGGUUAGUCUCUAA